Molecule: messenger RNA, 1559 nt
Organism: Trichoderma virens Gv29-8
Lineage: Eukaryota; Fungi; Ascomycota; Sordariomycetes; Hypocreales; Hypocreaceae
Exons: 1
Coding region: 1-1251 (416 amino acids)
Source: RefSeq, a predicted model, not a curated record
AUGGAGCGAACCAGCAAGCUCGCCCAGCUCACCCUCGUAUCAAAGUACUACCCCGUGGCAAACUACUCGUACCCUCGCAGCGAGGGCGCCCGCACUCCCUACAACAGCAGGAGAUCUUCGAAUGAGUCCGAGGAUAAGAGGACGUCGCUCGGCUCGCAGGCAAGUGCAGGCGCCGUUCCUUUGUCGCCGCCGGGCCUGAUUGACGACCGCACCGACUCCGAGGCUUCGGCAGACGACGACGAUUACCGUUAUCACGCGCAUGGGGACGAGCUCUGGGACAGCUUCCUGGAAUCCGGACUUCACAUUCACGGCAGCACCAAGAAUAAAGGCGUGGCAAUGGCUUCUGUUGCAGUGCUAGGUGCCGUCCCGCCCAUGGUCCCACCCAAAGACUAUCCGGCCUUGAUUCCUUCGCCUCAGUGUGUGAGGAGACGGCCUCUUCCUCAGGGACAUCACUCUCAAGAAAACUCCUGGCCACUCUCAGAUAUUCAGUCGCGAAGAACAUCGCCAAUAUACUCGGCAUUCCCCAAGAUUGUGUCAAUGCCAUCCAACACAUGCUCAAGGCAGAGCUCCAGCUCUCAGCUCUCAGCUGCCUGCUCAACGGACGCUUGUUAUCCUCCUCAAUACGCUCCUCCUCUUCCUCCAAGACCUGCCGCCCAUCAACAUCGUUCAGCGAGCCCUCAUCCCAGGGCCUUCUCCCCCGUCUCCUUCAUGGCAUUUCAUCGCCCUACCAGCUCCAACGGCUCACGGCCAUCCACCCCCCUGGACUAUCACUAUCCCCCUCCCUCUCCUCCACCAACAGCACCACUACCAGCUCUGCCGCCUCUCGCCAAUCGAUCCCCUCACUCAUCUCUCAUCACGCCUCGAUCCUCCAACCUCAUCAGCGUUGAGCCUGCUCUCACCCAAACCCUCCGCCCUUACAAAUCAACCACACAGCUCCGCCCCAAGCCACCUCCGGAGCCACUCCCCAUCUCCGUCUUCGAGUACGACACAGACUCGGACUGUGACAACGACGACAACGAAAGCAGCUCCUCGGGAUCCCCCACGCUGCCCUUCUUUCGCUUCCACAGGCGCAGCCAGAGCCCCAACACAACCGAAGGCAUCCUCGCCCGCCGCCGCGGCUCAGCCUCCAAAGCCCCCGUCCAGCAAUCCUUCGUCGACGCUGCCACCGUCGCAAAGGACCGCCGGCGACGCAAGCGGACAAACACUAUGGAAAGCCUAAAGCAAUCAGUGCUAGGCCUGCGGAGCCGUUGACGGCGUUGCACCUUUUCAGCUGUUCUUGUUCUUGUUUUCUAUUAUCUUGUUUGCAUCUUGAUUCAAGGAGGCAGGGCCAACUUGAACCACAUUCACUCAUUCAUUGUUCACGUCUCUCUUUACAAAGCAAGCGGACCAUGGCCACUCAUUAUGAUUUGCUUUUAACACACGAUUAUCUUACGUCUUGGUUUUCCUUUGUAAUAUUGAACUGGGGUUCAACACGGCAGCAUUGGAAGGAGUAUUAUUAAGUACCUACUUGGGGGAGUUAGACAGUGGCUCAUGAAGCCCAUAAUGAAAUUCAAUUGCAU